Pyricularia pennisetigena is the source of this 1218-nucleotide messenger RNA. RefSeq lists its product as uncharacterized. The record is from RefSeq and is a predicted model, not a curated record. Gene Ontology annotation, biological process: mitotic sister chromatid segregation. Bases 1 to 1218 code for a protein of 405 amino acids. Lineage: Eukaryota; Fungi; Ascomycota; Sordariomycetes; Magnaporthales; Pyriculariaceae. The transcript is spliced from 3 exons. Gene Ontology annotation, cellular component: spindle midzone; chromosome, centromeric region; chromosome passenger complex.
AUGCCGCCCGCACGAACAAGGAAGCGCAAGUCGGAAGACUCAGUCGCUGAUGAAAACAACGCGCCCGGAACCGUUGCAGGAGAAAAGAUCCCAACAAAGGCAGGCAGUCCCGUGAGGACUCCUCCCGGCCAGGGUCCCGCGAAGAGGAGGAAACUCGGCAUCACCAUGGCCCAAAAGCAGGCUCUGAUCGAUAACUUGCAGCUCGAGAUCACCGAACGCGCAAGGAAGCUUCGCGCUCAGUAUAAUCUUCAAGCACAGGGUCUACGGACGCGCGUCGAAAUACGCGUCAACCGCAUCCCGAUGGCGCUGCGCAAGGCAAAGAUGGGCGACUUGGUAGCGAAAUACAUGGGCGGAGGCAACUUGGCAGCACAGCACGCGUCAAGCCGACCCGCGGCGGCGGCGGCGGCUUCUCAGCGCCCACCGCCAGUCCCCGAAAAGGAUAUUGCACCUAAGCGACCCAUGUCACAGGCUUCUAUAACAGCUGGGAACAUGCCAAGGGGUCCAGGCAGGCCAGCAAAGCGGCUCAGCAACGAAAUGGCUGGCUUCAACAAAGAAAACGUCGACGCAAACAGCCCCAAAAAGCGCGUUCGUGCGUCUCCAGCGCCUGACAUAGCUAACAACCCAUCACAAGUCCUCUCUCCCACAUCCUCCAACACGCGCAUCGUGCCGCGCAAGCGCGUGCCGCCGGCUUCGUCAGUAAUAGCAGAACAGCAACCGCCCCGCCCAGCAUCGCCAGCAAAAUCGUUUAUAGCCCGUCCGGCAUCUCCUAUCAAGAAACCGUCCCACAACAACCUUCUCAGCAACAUGGUCGAGAAGGCCCGAUCGACGCGGGCGGCCGCGACGCGCAAGACGACCACCUCAUCUACCGCCAGCUCGGCUGCUGGUGGCGGGACAACCAGGACCAGGAAGGCCACCGCCGCUACCACUGCCACAACCGCGUCGCGUGCCGCUGCUGCGCCAUCCAGAACUGCGCAGAGAGUUAGCGGCAUCAGUGAGUCUAGCGACGGGAGCACUGCGACCGUGGUCAGGAAGAGGCCCGCUACCACUGCGUCCCAGGCAUCGACUAGGACGGCCGCUCCUGCACCAGCCAAGCGGACUGUCAUGGGGACCAUCAGGAAAGGCGUUGCAGGGGCGACGACUCGCAAGGCUCCCGUCGCCAAGACAACCGCGCCGGCACCGGCAACUAGUACCGGCCGUGUUUUACGAAAGCGGACAUGA